AUGACUGCCCAAGGUCCUACAGUGGGGGAGCUAAGAGCAAAACUCAGGCCAGCAAUACUGGGCAGAAGAACAAGUUCGUUGAAACCAUGGAUUAUUGUCCUUAUUAUUGGAGCUGUUGUAUUGGUUCUAGCAAUAAUCACCAGUCUUCUUGCUUAUUUUUUGGCAUUUGAUCAGAAGUUUCACUAUUACCAAACCUUCUUCCAGAUCCCCAAUAUUGAAUAUAAUCCCAAUUUUUCAGUGGAACACUCAAAAUUUAGGACCGAACUACAACAAAAAAUAAAAAAAGAGGUAAAUAAGCUAUUUCAAAGAUCCAGUUUAAAUCUCCAUUACAUCAAGUCUCAUGUUGUCGACCUUAGGUCAAGUAAUGAAGGUUUGAAAAUAGAUGUACUGCUUAAAUUUCAGUUUGCUUCUAACAAUGCAGACGAAAUAAAAAGGCAAGCUGAAAACAUUUUGCAUCAGAAGUUGAAAUUAAAUGACAGCUGCUUGACGAUAAAUACUUCAUUACCUUAUCUUAGAGAUAUGAGUGAAGCACAAGCACAGCACAUUCUGAACAGCUAUUGUGGUUUAGGGAAAGAGACCCCAUCUAUGGAAAGAAUUGCUGAUGGUUAUCCUGCAAAGAAAGCUGAUUGGCCAUGGCAAGCCAGCCUGCAGAUGGGCGUCCAUUUCUGUGGAGCAUCUUUGAUCAGUGAGGAGUGGCUCCUGGCUGCUGCUCACUGCUUUGACACUUACAAAAAUCCCAGACUCUGGGUGGCUAGUUUUGGAAGAACUCUAUGUCCUCCACUGAUGAGAAGAAAAGUGCAGAGAAUUAUCAUUCAUGAAAACUAUGCUGCCCAUAAGCAUGAUGAUGACAUCGCUGUGGUGACGCUCUCCACCCCCCUCACGUUUUCCGAGGAAGUGGGAAGAGUCUGUCUCCCAGAUGUUUCUUUUGAAGUCUGGCCUCAGAGUAAAGUGUUUGUCACUGGAUGGGGAGCAUUAAAAGCAAAUGGUCCCUUUCACAAUACUCUGCAACAAGUUGAAGUAAAGGUCAUAAAAAAUGAUAUAUGUAACCAAGUUAAUGUAUAUGGUGGUGCUGUAUCAUCAGGAAUGAUCUGUGCUGGAUUUUCAGGAAAACUAGAUGCCUGUGAAGGAAGAUCUGAAGGACCUCUGGUUAUAGCACAUGAUAGAAACAUUUGGUAUCUUAUUGGAAUAGUAAGCUGGGGAAUAGACUGUGGAAAAGAAAACAAGCCCGGACUUUAUACCAGAGUGACUCUGUAUCGGGACUGGAUUAAAUCUAAAACGAACAUCUAA
This is a messenger RNA of Manis pentadactyla (Chinese pangolin), 1287 nucleotides long. RefSeq names its product transmembrane protease serine 11G-like. Gene Ontology annotation, molecular function: serine-type endopeptidase activity. The record is from RefSeq and is a predicted model, not a curated record. Gene Ontology annotation, biological process: proteolysis. Gene Ontology annotation, cellular component: extracellular region; plasma membrane. Lineage: Eukaryota; Metazoa; Chordata; Mammalia; Pholidota; Manidae.